CCCUGUUCUCUAUUUACAUCAUUGUGGUAUUAAUCAUGGGAUUGUUUUUUGAGGUCCAGGCUAUAUAAGUGUGAAAUCAAACACUGUGACCAGAACAUCUUCAGCCAUGUAUAGAUGUAAAAUGAAAACCAUCCUCUUUGUUUUUGCUGCAGUCCACGUCUUCUACACCUCUGCGCAAUCAUGUGCAAGUUCAAACUUCCCAAUUGUUGAAAACGCUACAAUUGCACAGGUGAACACGGACUCCUCAAACAGCAACCUCUUUGCUGUUACAAGAUGUGAAGUUCUCUUCGAGACUAUUAUAGGAGAACGCCUAUCCGUGGUGGUAAUAGUUAUUGAUAUCCAGGGAACUGUGUGCCUGAACAACUCCGGUACCGAUCCAUCACUCUGUGACCUGAUACCCAUCUUGGAUGCUGAAACUGCUACUUGUACAAGCACAAUCACACUGGAUGUGGACCGAGUUCAAAGCGUUGUAGUUCGGUGCUUUGACACAAACGUGACAACACCAGCUAUCACCCCGACCACACCGGUGACCACACCGAGCAUUUUAGUUACCACACUGGACACCACAGACAGCACUUUAGUUACCACACCGACCACACUGGACACCACAGACAGUACUUUAGUUACCACACCGACCACACUGGUCACCACAGACAGUACUUUAGUCACCACACCGACCACACUGGACACCACAGACAGCACUUUAGUUACCACACCGACCACACUGGACACCACAGACAGUACUUUAGUUACCACACUGACCACACUGGACACCACAGACAGCACUUUAGUUACCACACCGACCACACUGGUGACCACAGACAGUACUUUAGUCACCACACCGACCACACUGGACACCACAGACAGUACUUUAGUCACCACACCGACCACACUGGACACCACAGACAGUACUUUAGUUACCACACCGACCACAACUGUGACCACACCAACAACCACGACCACCACAACCACGACCACCACACCAACCACAACCACCACAACAACCAAAAAACCCAGAAAACGACCAUCAUCUUCAUCAUCAUCAUCAUCAUCAUCAUCAUCAUCAUCAUCCGAAAGCAAUGAACGAUCAAGGAGAUGCACAAGAAAGAACUAUGGCCGAAGAAGAGGAAGGUUUUGCAGGAGAAGACCUGGCCACCGGAGGUGGAGGGGAUUUUCACGCAGGCAGAAGAAAAAUAACAGGCAAAGGAGUCUAACCAGAGUUAUUCGUUUUGCUCCGACUGCAGCUCUCAAGAAAGAAGAAAAUCAAGAUAGUAAAAUGCAGAUACGCCACUGACUUCUGACAGUAGGAGAUCUGACAAAGCAGCUCCAGAACAUGAAUUGCUCAAAAGCCUUCUACACAGUGUGCUACAAUUACUGCCGGGCCUGAUUUACUCCUGCAUGUAACUGCUGGGAUUCUCAUGUUUUAACGUGAGAGUUCUCUUCCUCUCCUCUGCAAUAUCUGUCUUUUCCCUGCAAUCCAACGAGUUGUAACAGCCUGACUGCUACUGUAGACUGAUAUACAAUAAAAUAUUAGGAAAUGUACCAACCUGGAUGGGGUCUCAUCAGAUACUGUGCUUUUCCGGAUGUAAACAAUCCUAUAGCUGUUUCACACAACUUUUCAAAUAUUUUUUCUUGAUUUUUCAUGGGAUAUCAUUUGGUAUUAGAGUUAAAGCAAUCAUGUAUUUGAUUAAACAAUAGUUGCAACUUGAUUCCUUAUUAAGAAAUUGUGAUCAUGUAAUCUACAAGGUAGACAAAAAUACUGGAGAAACUCAGCGUGUGAGGCAGCAUCUAUGGAGCAACGGAAUAGGUAACGUUUUGGUUUAAGUUCCUU
Messenger RNA from Amblyraja radiata (thorny skate), 1831 nucleotides. RefSeq names its product integumentary mucin C.1-like. Bases 107 to 1294 code for a protein of 395 amino acids. Gene Ontology annotation, cellular component: extracellular region. The record is from RefSeq and is a predicted model, not a curated record. NCBI's taxonomy places the organism in Eukaryota, Metazoa, Chordata, Chondrichthyes, Rajiformes, Rajidae. The transcript has 7 exons. Gene Ontology annotation, biological process: bone remodeling.